Thelazia callipaeda (thelaziosis nematode) is the source of this 1131-nucleotide messenger RNA. The record is from the annotation of a GenBank genome assembly. Lineage: Eukaryota; Metazoa; Nematoda; Chromadorea; Rhabditida; Thelaziidae.
AUGGACUCAUAUGAUUUGAUAGCAAAUCAACCUGUUGUAAUUGAUAAUGGGUCUGGAGUAAUAAAAGCUGGUUUCGCUGGAGAUCAGACUCCCAAAUGUCGUUUUGCAAAUUUUGUUGGACGGCCGAAACAUGUUAGGGUCAUGGCUGGUGCCCUUGAGGGUGAUUUAUUCAUCGGUCCUAAAGCCCAAGAAUACCGUGGGUUGUUGGCAUUAAAGUAUCCUAUGGAACAUGGCAUAGUCACAGAUUGGAAUGAUAUGGAACGGAUUUGGCAAUACAUUUAUAGUAAAGAUCAAUUGCAGGUGUUUCCAGAGGAGCAUCCGGUAUUAUUAACGGAAGCACCACUGAACCCUUUAAAAGUCCGGGAAAAGUCAGCUGAAAUUUUCUUUGAAACUUUCAAUGUACCUGCAUUGCACAUUCAAAUGCAAGCUGUACUUUCACUUUAUUCAACGGGUCGUACAACAGGCGUGGUUUUAGAUUCAGGAGAUGGUGUUACUCAUGUUGUACCCAUCUUCGAAGGUUUCGCUAUACAGCAUGGAAUUGAGAGAAUGGAUGUGGCAGGACGAGAUGUUACAAGGUAUUUGCGUUUGCUGCUUCGAAAAGAAGGUGCUGACUUCCAUCGUUCAUCAGAAUUUGAAAUUGUUCGAGAAAUUAAAGAAAAAUUAUGUUACAUUGCGACAAAUGGUACGAAAGAAGAAAGUAGUGAAAGUGAAAAAGUAACAUAUAAGCUUCCUGAUGGUUCGGUGUUCGAAAUUGGACCGUCAAGAUUUCGUGCAGCCGAAAUAUUAUUUCGGCCAGAUAUCAUUGGUGAAGAGUGGCCUGGCAUUGCUAGUGCGCUUGAUAUGUCUAUAAGACGAUGUGAAAUCGAUUUGCGUAAAAAUUUGUACAGCAAUAUAAUAUUAAGUGGUGGUUCAACCAUGUUUGCUGGAUUUGGUGAUCGAUUAUUAGCAGAAACACGCAUGUUAGCACCGAAGGAUGUAAAAAUUCGAAUAUCAGCACCACAAGAACGAUUAUAUGGGACUUGGAUAGGUGGUUCAAUUCUAGCUAGUCUUGAUACAUUCAAGAGAAUGUGGGUUAGUAAAAGAGAAUAUGAAGAUGAAGGGAAGAGGGUACUGCAUAGGAAGACAUUUUAA